AUGGAGCGGUCUACAAAGGCGGACAGGGUUGUCAUUGACAAAACCCAUUAUGAAAGAGUGGUACUUGCAUUUGAAACUGAUGACGUGUGUGCGCUUGAAACGUCGGCGAAGCGCGCCAUCGGUGACAAGGCGGCCGCCGCAGACUAUUCUUGGGACGAGGUGGCCUCGAGUUUCAUGAAUAUGCACGCCGGCUCCCUGACCGGAGCACCCGGCCUGUCCUGGGUGGCUCUACCCGCGAGUACACGCGGCGCCGCCGUGUGUGUUGCAGGCUUCAACACGUACACGUUCAACGAGACGGCGCACACUCCGCGGGAGCCGGACGAGAUCCUGAGCGUGACGUACGAGGACGGCAAGUGGAGCAAGCCGUACUACGACUGCGGCGGCGGCAACAUCUGGAUGCUCACGUACACCGUGCCCUUCUUCGGCUACAACGGGUCCUACUUCUUCAAGGGCACCAGCGGUAUCGACAUCGACCUGAGGCGAGUCGACAUCGACCAGUGCCCCCUUCCGCCUGGCAGCACUCAGCUCAACAUCUUCGCCGCGUCUGACAAGUGCAAGGAACGGACCACUCAGUGCGUUCCGCUGCCGGGUCUCGGCUUCCGGCGCGGCAGCUACAAGUGCGUCUGCCGCAAGGGCUUCUACUUCCCCGACGUGCACGCCCGCUACCGGUACUUCAACGGCUCCAUCAUCGAGGAAGAGUACGAGAAGCUGAUGAUGGGCCGGCAGAACCUGUACAGCGCCGAGGGCAGCUUCGAGUGCCUGGCGUGCGCCGAGGGCUGCGACUCGUGCGUGGACGACCGGCCGUGCGUGGUGUCGCUCAACUGGGUGAUGCGCACCGCCAUCCUGGUGCUCUCGUGCAUCGUCAUCUGCUGCCUGCCCGUCGUCGUGCUCUUCACGUGGAAGUACGGCAACGUCAAGGUGGUACGGGCAGCCAGUCCAGUUCUGCUUCGAGUCAUCGCGUUGGGCGCGUUCUUCAUCUACUGCACGACGAUAGUGAUGUACCCGACGCCCAACGUGGUGACCUGCACGCUGAGGGUGUGGCUGCGCGAGAUCGGUUUCUCGCUCACGUACGGCGCCCUCAUGCUCAAGACGUGGAGGAUAUCUGUGAUAUUUCGGGUGCGGUCGGCGAAAGCGAUCAAGAUCACCGACUUCGACCUACUGAAGCGCCUGGGUGUGAUCGUGGCCGUGUUCAGCGUCUUCCUGGUGAUCAGGACGCUGGUGGCGCCGCCGCACGUGAUCGUGGGCCGAACCGCCGACGACCUCAAGGCGUACCUCUGCCGCACCGACUGGUGGGACCACUCCUUCACCACCAUGGAGGUGAUGUUCCUGGUGUGGGGCAUUCGGCUGUGCAUCGUGGUGCGAAAAGCCCCCUCAGAGUUCAACGAGAGCCGCUUCAUCUCCAUGGCCAUAUACAACGAGUUCCUUCUCUCCGUCUUCCUCAACGUAUCCAUGUUGUUCCUGCAGUCGCCCGCCAACCCCGACCUGUUGUACAUCAUCUUCUUCUGUCACACGCAGCUAACGGUCACACUGCUGCUCGGACUCAUCUUCGGCAGCAAGGCGUACCUGGUGCUGAAGGGCCACGGGAAGCUGGAGCAGGAGGGCAGCAGCGCGGCGCCGCGCCCGCAGGCGGCCAAGUUCCUGUCCAAGGCGCGCUCCGCCAACUCGCAGUGCCUGCCCUCUACCAACUCCUCCGCCGCGGAGCUCACCGGCCGCCUCUCCGACGUCGACGUCCAGGAGGAGUUCCAGCGGGUGUACGCGCAGCUGGAACUGCUCAAGGAGAAGAACAUGCGGCUGGGCAACCGGCACCUGGCGGCGCGCAUCUCCGCCAUGCAAGAGGCGGCGCGGUCGCCGGGCCUGCCCGAGGAGGCCGCCCCCGCCGCCUCCGCCGCCUCGCCGCCCCCGCAACUCAACAGCGCGCUGGCCGCCGUCGCGGAGCGCCUCGUCGGCACGUCGGUGCCGGCGGCCGCCGCGGCGUCUCCCCUCCCGACCGCCGCCUCCGCCAACACCUCUUGCUCGGAGGCGGCCGCGGCCUCCGCCAACGAGCUGGAGCUCUCGACGGCCCUGGACCCGCUGUCUUCGUCAGCCGCGGCCGCCGCAGUCGCCGCCGCCGCCGUGGGGGCGCCGUCCUCCACGGUGGUGCACAGACGAGGUUCCAGAAGGUCCGCCGCCGAUGCCGAUGGCGCGGCGUCCACCAGUCCGGACCAGCGACGCAACCGCAACCUCAAGUCCGGUCACGCCAGGACGCACGCCAUCGUCAUCAACCUCGACGACAAGAACCGCUUUACCGAGGAAGUGACGGUGUGACGCUGUCACCGCCUCCAGCCCGCGGCCGGUGCUGUCACGACCCCACGCGUGAGCUGCGUGUCAGCUCCAUCCUGCGUAUUCCUUGACGCUGCAAGGAAGCUGUCGCUCCUCCCCCGUUUCCUUUGACCUUAUUCUGAGAACCACCGUCCAUACGAAAAUUCCGAACUGUUAAUUUUGUUCCGAGCACAUUGCUUGAGAUCUCCACGAAUCGUUGGAUCCGGUUUGUGGGUGCCGUCUGGCCUAAAGGAUAACAGUGCAGUAUCAAAGUAAAAUUGUUAAUUGUAAUACUUGAAUUUGUAAAUAUUUACCAGGCUGUCGUCGUACCUGCAUAAUAUUGAAGUAUUGUAUCAGAAUCACUGACUGUAUCUGAGGACUAUAUCUACGGACACUGAUAGAGCCUCUACUUUGACAUAAGUGGUUCACGCUAGUGCAGUUACGGAAGGGAUCUGAAGAGAACAACUCCUCAUCCAAGCCCGUUUGGAUGAAUGUUCUUCUCAGUACAUUAUAGCUACACGAGCUGACCCUCCUCUUAUCGCACAAGCUCCACAACGUCGUUUCUCCCACAGGAUUAUAAAUUACUAUAGAAGCCCUGACUGGCCAAUAAUGAAUGAUGUGUCGUUCACAAUAAAACAUGAAUUGCUAUAACGGUGAUAAUACUUAAAACUUAUCUGUUCUCCUAAUGUGUCCUCGUCCAUGACGGAUAUGACGUCACUCCACCAACUGGAAUACUCUUCAAGUCGGUAAUUCACUUCUACCCCACCCAUUCUACCUGUGUUCCCUUCCCGCACUUAAUUAGGCUAUAUCGCUUGCCAAAGCGAACUGAAGACCUGUUUGGGGUGGAUUCACCGUGGCAUUUUUGCCUGAGACACAGAGAGACGCCAACAUCGUUUUAGGUCCUGAGAAUGGUCAUGCCAUGUCCUUCAGAUCUAGCUCCCUUACGGCAGUAAACGACCAUUUAUAAGAAUGACACAAAGGUAUCAUACUAAUGACACUUCUCCAGCAGUAACCGUAGAGACAAUUUCCACGGAGAUGUCGGUUCGUCAUCUUCUGUUUGAGUCAAA
Molecule: messenger RNA, 3365 nt
Organism: Schistocerca cancellata (South American locust)
Lineage: Eukaryota; Metazoa; Arthropoda; Insecta; Orthoptera; Acrididae
Product: probable G-protein coupled receptor CG31760
Exons: 13
Coding region: 1-2304 (767 amino acids)
Biological process (GO): G protein-coupled receptor signaling pathway
Cellular component (GO): membrane
Molecular function (GO): G protein-coupled receptor activity
Source: RefSeq, a predicted model, not a curated record